Camelina sativa (false flax) is the source of this 1216-nucleotide messenger RNA. The record is from RefSeq and is a predicted model, not a curated record. NCBI's taxonomy places the organism in Eukaryota, Viridiplantae, Streptophyta, Magnoliopsida, Brassicales, Brassicaceae.
GAACUCCUGCGUGAUGGGGCAAUAUAUAUUUUGUCAGACUUUGAAGUCACCAGAAGCAACUCCCGUUUCAAGCUUACCGAUUCCCCCUUCUCAAUUCGUUUCACAUCGACCACUGUUUUUGAUCAGCUCGACGAGUCUUUCGAAAAUUUCCCAAAAGAGCUUUUCAGGUUCCGCACACAUGAGGACUUGGUUUCUCUUGCCAACACCAAUACAGAGCUUCCAGAUGUCAUGGGCCAAGUAUGUUCAAGCAAGGCAUAUAGAAAUGGAAUGACACAAACCUUGGAGAGGAUGUUAGUGCUCCUAUCUCUUGAAAGCGGGGAGAAAGUGCGACUAAGUGCUUUCGACGAUCAUGCAACUUCACUGGAGAAGCUUUUUAGCGAAAAAGAUGCUGGCCCUUGGAUAUUGUUGGCUACUAAAAUAAACCCAAAGUUAUUUGGAGCUGAACUUUACCUUAACGUCACGUCUGGGACCAAAUUUUUUAAAGACGGAGACGUGACAACAACUGCACAGUUUUCUCAAAGGCUAAAGGCCAAACAAAAAGAAGACACCAACUCUAUUGCACCAUUCCAUGGUCCAAGAUUGAACAUGUAUCCAUUGAUGCUCUUAACCAGUUUGUUGCUACUGGUCAUGCACAGGCUGAAGGUGAACUAAACUCAGAAUGUGGUGCUCCAAUUCCCAAAACCGUCUCUGACAUUGUUGGGAAGAAUUUCACAUUCCAACUUAAGCUGACUAACUUCAACUUCACUCCUCACCAUCAGUCCUUUACGGUGUCACGUAUUUAUGAAACAAUUGUGGUUCUUCCUGGUCCGACCUUCGUUGAGACGCAGGCAGCAGGUUGGAAAAUGGUGGAUUUAGGUGCUAAAAGGGCUACCACAUCUCCAACUCGGCUAGACCAGACAAGCACCCCCUCUGCAGUAGAUAUUACAACAGAGGAAGAAAAUCAUUCUGGAGAUUUACAAGUCGAAACCUCAUCUUCGGCAGCAAGGAACAAAAAACAGAAGAAAUAGUAAUGCAAUUAGCCUACUUAGUUAUAUUUAAAUUUUCCAAUUGCUUUACCUAAAGAACUUGCCUCCAUUUCACUACUUUUCUCCCCUCUAUUUCUGAAUGGAAUUUCUUUGCGUUACUAUAUGGUUGUUAUUAUCAGAAUCUUUUUCGACUUUCAACUGUAAAAUUAAUUUCCAACUCUACUUUUGAAAUAACCAUAAGUCCUUCUCGA